This is a messenger RNA of Zootoca vivipara (common lizard), 5739 nucleotides long. It is a transcript of the gene KCMF1, whose product is annotated as potassium channel modulatory factor 1. Gene Ontology annotation, biological process: synaptic signaling. Lineage: Eukaryota; Metazoa; Chordata; Lepidosauria; Squamata; Lacertidae. Gene Ontology annotation, cellular component: plasma membrane. Gene Ontology annotation, molecular function: zinc ion binding. The record is from RefSeq and is a predicted model, not a curated record.
GGAAGUGGGGGGGGGAAGGGAACUGGAGCCCGGGACGGGCCUGGGCUGGGCCGGGCCGGGCCGCUGCCGCCGCCUUCUCCUCUGAACUAGGAUGUCCCGACAUGAAGGUGUCAGCUGCGAUGCAUGUUUAAAAGGAAAUUUUCGAGGUCGCAGAUACAAGUGUUUAAUUUGCUACGAUUACGAUCUGUGUGCAUCUUGUUAUGAAAGUGGUGCAACGACGACAAGGCAUACAACUGACCAUCCAAUGCAGUGCAUACUAACAAGGGUAGAUUUUGAUUUGUACUAUGGUGGAGAAGCUUUCUCUGUAGAGCAGCCACAGUCUUUUACUUGUCCUUAUUGUGGAAAAAUGGGGUAUACGGAAACAUCUCUUCAAGAACAUGUUACUUCAGAACAUGCAGAAACAUCAACAGAAGUGAUUUGUCCGAUAUGUGCAGCAUUACCAGGAGGAGAUCCCAAUCAUGUUACGGAUGACUUUGCAGCUCAUCUUACACUGGAACAUAGAGCUCCAAGAGAUUUAGAUGAAUCCAGUGGUGUUCGGCAUGUACGUAGAAUGUUUCACCCAGGCCGGGGUUUGGGUGGCCCUCGCGCACGUAGAUCCAACAUGCACUUUACUAGCAGUUCCACUGGUGGUUUUUCAUCUUCGCAGAGUUCAUAUUCUCCAAGCAAUAGGGAAGCCAUGGAUCCUAUAGCUGAGCUUUUAUCUCAGUUGUCCGGUGUGAGGCGUUCUGCAGGGGGACAGCUCAAUUCCUCUGGCCCUUCCGCAUCUCAGUUGCAGCAACUGCAGAUGCAACUGCAGUUAGAACGGCAGCAUGCACAGGCGGCACGGCAACAACUGGAGACUGCACGUAACGCGACAAGGCGCGCCAACACUAGCGGCGUCACCACUACUAUUACACAAUCCACAGCAACAACCAACACAUCCAACACAGAAAACAGUCAGCAGGCUAUCCAGAACUCUCAGUUCCUCCUUACAAGGUUGAACGAUCCCAAGAUGUCUGAAGUAGAGCGUCAGUCAAUGGAGAGUGAGCGAGCUGACCGCAGCCUGUUUGUUCAAGAGCUUCUGCUGUCCACUUUAAUGCGGGAAGAAAGCUCCUCCUCUGAUGAGGACGAGCGUGGGGAGGUUGCCGAUUUUGGUGCUAUGGGCUGUGUAGAUAUUAUGCCUUUAGAUGUUGCUUUAGAAAAUCUAAAUUUAAAAGAGAGUAAUAAAGGAAACGAGCCUCCUCCACCUCCUCUUUGAUGACAUCCCACUUCGCAGACAAUGUCCUCUGUGCUGUAUUUGCCAAUGAAAGUGGACAACAACUAUCUUGGGUUUGUUUUGGUGAUUGUAAUUUCAGGUCUGUCACUCUUGUUACAUUGUGUACAUUCAAAGGAAGAGAGAAAGAUAUAUAUGAUAAUCAUUUCCACUUAAAAAUAAUUUUUACUUCUAGCAGGUAAAUGUAGGUUGCAGAUCAGAGGGAAAUCCUCUGUGCCCUGUACUUUUUGACAUGCAAAAAGGUUCUCCUAAUACUCCACAUUCAAACUGAAGAGGAAAAAAAAUGAAAUCUCUAAUGAAGCUGCUGUGUGUAUUUAUGAAUAUUAAUGAAUAAAAACUGCUUGGAUGGUUUACCUUUACUGCAUGAGGUUUUUUGCAGCGUGCAUGAGUUUUAGUGACCUUGUCAUUUAAAGAAAAUUUAAAUACAAGGAGUAAAACUAUAAACGACUCCCUCCCCCUCCCCCAAAAGCUUUCCCAUUAUUCAGAGGUUACAAGGCAAAGAGGUUAAUGCUCACUUAGCAUUGUGUGGCCAUCAAGUAGCUUUUGAAUAAUGUACGUCUGAACCACUUUUAUUACAUGUGCCGUUUGCACAUCAUGCAAGCUCUACAGUGGGACAGCUUGUUUCCAGGGUGUGACGUUUUGCUCAGUGUGACCCUUGUGUUGCUCUCUUUAACCAUCGCACAUCCACGUGGAGUUUCAGCCUGCUUUUUAUGCAUCUCUAGGAGACACAAAAGUAAGGCCACUGCCAAAAUCUUCUGGCAAAGGGGGCUUUUUGUGUGCCCUAUAAUCAAAAUACUUGUUCAACUUUGUUUAAAAGGUUUUUUUUCCUUUUUGUGGUUGUUAAAAGAAAACCAUUUUCAAACUGUUAAAACAUGUUUUAUUCAGGUGUAGAUUAUUCAUUUGCUCAUUGUCUUAAAAGAAAACAAAAGUUAACCUGGAUUAUGUUGUCUUAGUUUUAAAAAACCUUCACAGUCUCAAUCAUAUGUUUUUGAGUUAUUUAUGUAUUUGCUACCUAGUUUGCAGAGACUUGUCAGCAACAGGAGAGCUUGAGGAGGUUGACUUCCCAAACUUUUGUCAAUAUAUUACAACUGCAUUCUUAAUGCUAAUUCUAGCACCUUUUUAUUUAUUAUUUCUUGAUUUUUUUUUCCUGGUAUAAAAAAAGUAAAAAGCCUUUUUAAUUGAAUCAUGCCACCUACAUGCCUAUACUAUUAAUCCUGUAUGUAUAAAAAUGUACAGUGUUUUUGUGCAUAGACUUUCAUAAUAGCCCCAAGGCAGGGACAGGAGGGUUUUUUUUUGUUUUGGGGGGUUGGGGUGGUGGGGAAGGGAAUGUAAAGUUAGAUAUAAAGACAAAAUUGCACACAGCUUCUGAUUAAAUCUAAACUAGGCUUAGACAAUAAUCAUGUUUCUCUCUGGUUCUCUCACUUUCUUCAUCUCUUAUCUCCCUUCUCUACCCUUUCCACUUCUGCUACAUAGCAAGCAUCUUAGAAUUAAAUUGCAGACUUGAGCAGUAUGGUGGGGCUUUAAAAGGACAGAUUCUCAUCAAAAAUGGUAAAAAGCCCCACCCACUGGUUUUUGGUUUUUAGUUUGACUCCAGUUAUUUCUAUAUAAAAUACAGUACUAGAUUUGGUUCUUUUUUUUAGUCUCUGCAACAGAAUGUUCUAGGGGGGUAUUUUACAGCAGCCCUCUGGUUAUCUUGGGAGUUUAACCCAGCUAGGGAUUUUUUUUUUAAUUGUUGAGGAUUUUCAAAACCAGUUUUCAAGCUGUAGUCUUUUCAAACACACCUGCACAUUACAAUAAGACACGCAGUUCAAUAAAGCAUUUUCAAGACUGUUGUUCAGUUGGUUCUUCUUUGGUGUUGGCGUGUUAUCCAGACCCAUUGAUGCCAGGCAUUCUUUUUCAGUGAUCUUUUAAUAAGACCUACACUGGAGAAGUUCUUGGUUCGUAAGAUGACGUUGUUUUUUGUGAGUUUGUUUUGUUGUAAAAUGUAAACCUGCAGUGUUGGGGGGGGGGCAGCAUCUAUGUCAGAAGUACGGGUUUGAGACUGUUCCUAACUUAGGCACCCACAGCAUUCCGUCACCAGCUGAUAAAAGACAGAUUCAGUCUCUAAAGCCUCAACUACUGCGAACUCCCCAGAGUGCAAAGGUGUGUUACAUUUCAGUUUUUACAGGCUUUGUUAGAUGUUUGUUGGCAUCCUGCUCUUCAAUUAUGCUGCCAGUGUCACUACAAAUCAACACAAUUCAGCACAUGAAAGCAGAUGGCUAUCGCAGUAGACUAAAAUUAGAUCUGUUAAUGGUUAUCAGUGUCUGACAAUUUUGGGUUUUUUAAAAACACAUUUUUGGCAGGAAAAGGACAGAAGUGUUGGCACUAACCCAAGCAUUUCUGGGGACAGCAGUCCAGAGAUGGACAGCUGUACCCACAAAGGCCUUCACCACUCACUUAACAGGUUUGUGAGGGAGCCAAGGCACUUUCAAAACCUCAGUGAAACUUGCAAGUAGGUGUAUAGAUUCUGAUGCUGAGAAUAUAAUCGUGACACUGCACUCCUCAAAAAUGCAUUUCAGGCAUUGUAUGUGAACAAUUUGGGGGGACCUUCCAACCUACCUUUAAUAUUGGGAUUAGGCUCCAUAUUUCUGAGAGGUUCUUGGUGAAUGGGUCAAGUGCCAUUUUUGCUUGGACGCACCACUAAUUGCUGCUUGUUCCUGGUGCUAGGCUUCAUUCACGGUACAGGACAGUGGCCAAAAUGAUGUGCUAAAGUUGUCCACUGGGUGCUGAUUCCCUUCCAAUAAUGUCUCUACUUGUACACUGUUUAAAUUCUUGCAUAGAAUUAUGUUUUAAAGAAGUGUGCAGUUGUUGGAAGUAAUGUUUAUGUACUGUUUUGAGAUAUUUAAAAAGGUAUAGAACUCACAUGUCACAGGUUCACCAGUGAAAUGUAUAUACGUAUACUCUUUUGAGCUGGCUGCAGGUAGGGCGCCCUUUUUGCCAGUAACAUUUUGCUUCCCUUGAGUCAGUCCAAGAAAAAACACCUGGCCUGACUUCCAGGUACUGUAGUUGACAGCCCAUCUGUUCCAACCAGCUACUGUCCUGGGUAUAAUACUGUAAUCAGGUUAUUUGGAGAAACCUGUAUCAUGGCCAGAAGGGCUAUGUGUUUAUGAAAAGUGAUUUUAUCUACCAUACUUUUAUCAGAAGUAAUCCAUAUUAGCACGAGAGGCAACUUAGCAUCUCCUGUGAGCAGUCACAAUGUGCUCUUUAUUGGUGAAUGUUGUGUUUAGUGUUUUGACAUACUCCAUACUUCUCCUUCAACACCAAUUAAGUUCAAUCCCAUAUGACACAUUACUAACUUUUGGUUAGGCUUUUUUGAGAAUGAGAUAACAAAGAGAAGUCUACAAUCUUACCUAUUUUAUGAAGUUUAUCACUGCCUUCGAGGAUGCCUUCACACAAUGCAAAUACAAGCUCCUCCACAAUCUGUGUAGAUGAAAAUUACCUAUUGCCUGCUUGUUCAAAGCAACAUAAAGCAGUUACCACCCAACCCAGCUACAUCUCUUAACUCAUCCCAAGACAGCUCUUGAGGCAGUGCUAAUAGACUAUUUGUGGUGGUGGUGAAGAGUUCUGCAAAACCAGUAUUAGAGGAAGUUGCUAACCAAACCAAGAUAACAAAGCUUUUGCUAUAAAAGGCAUUUUCAAAACGGGGGUGAAAAAAUCAGGAAGAUAAACGAACAACAAAUAAGAGUGGUGUUACAACUUCCUCAGACAGAUUCCCUCCCCUUCCAAAUUGGGGUUUGAUGCUCCCAUUUUGGGGCUAGGGUGGCAUGCUGAUUGACAUUUGGCUCUCUUUCCUUUGGAAUACAUUUCUUCUGUGCAAUAAGAUUUUCUCGCCUCUAUCACGGUUCUAGGUUGAUAACUUUGAUUGUCCCACUGUUACUACCUAUAAUUACACUGCCUUUAAUAGUGUUGCACACUCAGUUUUUAACAUGUUCAAACGCCAAUUUUCAACAUGGAUAAAUCAUAUCAAAUAGCCCCUCUUUUCUUAGUGGUGAAUUGUCUUGACCUACCUUCACAGGACUAUUUUGAGGAUAAAAUGGGAAAGACCGUGCACAACAACCUGUGUUUUCUAGAGAAAUGCCGGGAUAUGUGUGUGAUAAAUAACAAUUGCUUCAUGUAAUAAAAAUCAGCACCAAGUUUUAUAUAAGCCUUUAUUUACAACUUGUUUAACAACUGUACACUGGUUUUGUAGCCUUGGAAGCAUUAUUAUUUGAAUGGGGAAGGGGAGGGUGCUUUGAACACCUGACCAUAUUACCUUGUCUUUACACACAUUCAUACCAAAACCACUACCAUGGCAAGAUGGUAGAUACAGGGUAAGAUUCAUAGGUGGGGAGAGAAUUAAUAUUUGGUGGUUGGAGGAGUUUACACUCUUACAGGGGGGGAAAAUAUCACUGGCGGUUUCAUAAACAGUAAUUUUGGUAACCAGUCAACAUCUAGGUCAGGACAGUCAA